AUUUAUGCGCUAAACACAAAAGAAUAUUUAAAAUAACACACUGUUUAUCGGUGUGUAUGUCUGCCAUCUUUGUUGGCGGAAAGGAAUUGAUCAAAUAAAAAAUAGAAAUAUUUAGUUAAUUAAUUUUUGAUUCGUAGUUACCUGUUACACGAGAAUCUCCGAUUGAAUUUUACUAUUCAUUUUUAAUGUACGGUUUUUGAUUUUCAACUAUAUACAGUUUAAUCUGGAUCUUUUUUAAAGUUCAAAAAAAAAAUUCUUUUCGUGUGAAGCAAAACAUGGCAGAAACAACUAUUCAGCCAACUUCUCCAAUCGAACGUUCUAAUGAACAGUUUCCCGAUUCCUCGCCUCAGGAUAAUAAGUAUAGUCAACGGGAAAAAACGCCAAUACAACAAUCCAUCUCAAAUCUACAACAAACUCAAUAUCAACAAUUUCAGUCACAUGUAGCAUCUCAAUUUCCUCCCGAACAAAAACCACAGUCACAUUUGCAGCCACCACCUCCAGGACAAGUACAAUCACAACCACCACCUCCAGGAUUAUCGACACCACAACAAUUACUGACACGUCCUCCAGAAUUUAUUGCGAACAAAAUUGAUGCGACACCGCCACCACAAUUUCACGUAAUUCAAGCUAGUUCGAGUUCAUUAAUAACCUCAAAAGGUGAAACUUUUACGUCGUCCAAACCAGCUGUUGUGGCUUCAACUACACCUCCAACUCCUACUUCUCAAGUUUCGACUCCAAAAAAACAUUUACCCAAAAAGCCGUUACAGCCAAUUUAUUUGUUACUUCGGAAAUGUCUUAAAGAGCAUUCGUAUAUUAUGGCAGAACGACAAAGAAAGUUUGAAAGAUAUUAGCCCAGAAUCAGAUCACUUGGCCGAAUUUUUCGGCUGUGGGAACAAAACAAUAAAAAUGAUUUUUUGGGAAUACCCAACAUAAAUCAUUCCGAUCAACAUCGAAA
Messenger RNA from Rhizophagus irregularis DAOM 181602=DAOM 197198, 955 nucleotides. NCBI's taxonomy places the organism in Eukaryota, Fungi, Glomeromycota, Glomeromycetes, Glomerales, Glomeraceae. The record is from RefSeq and is a predicted model, not a curated record.